AUGGGCACGACCUGCCUUACCAUUUUCAUGCUCCUGCUUCUCCUGAUGAUUUGUGUCUGCAAAUCCGAUGACCAGUUGACAAGCGGAAGGUCACUGACCCCCGGCGACCUGCUCAUCUCCAAAGGCGGCGUCUUUGCGCUCGGCUUCUUCUCCCCGUCCCCGGCCGGCUCCAGCACGAGCCUGUACGUUGCGAUCUGGUUCCACGGCAUCCCUGAGCACAACCGCACCGUCGUGUGGGUCGCCAACCGCGACAGCCCAGCCACCACCUCUUCGUCCCCGACGCUCGCCAUCAGCAACAACUCUGACCUCGUGCUGUCGGACUCCCAAGGCCACACUCUCUGGAGGACGCAGAACGCCAUCGCCGCCGCCGUCCACGACAACGGCACUGCCCUCGCCGUGCUGCUCGACACGGGGAACCUGGUACUCCAGCUGCCCAACGGCACGGUCAUCUGGCAGAGCUUCGAUCACCCGACUGAUACCAUUCUCCCAGGCAUGAGGUUCCUGAUGAUCCACAGGGCUCGCCCCGCCGGGCGCCUGGUCUCUUGGAGAGGCCCCGCCGACCCGUCCACCGGAGACUUCUCGUUCGGCCUCGACCCCGUCUCCAACCUCCAGCUGAUGAUCUGGCACGGAGCCGACCCGUACUGCCGCAUCAGCGUGUGGAACGGCGUGUCGGUGUCCGGCGGCAUGUACACGAGCUCCCCUAGCUCGAUGGUGUACCAGACCAUCGUCAACACCGGCGACGACUUCUACCUUGUGUACACCGUCUCCGACAGCUCGCCGUACUUCCGGAUCAUGCUCGACCACACCGGCACGAUGAAGCUCCUGAGCUGGGACACCAACUCGUCGGCGUGGACGGUCAUCUCCGAGCGCCCCACCGGCGGCUACGGCCUGUACGGCUCGUGUGGCCCCAACGGCUACUGCGACUUCACCGGGGCUGCCCCGGCAUGCCAGUGCCUCGAGGGCUUUGAGCCCGUCGCCGUCGGGAUGAACUCUUCAAAAGGAUGCCGGAGAAUGGAGCCUCUGCGGUGCAGCAAGGGAAGCCACUUCGUGGCCUUGCCCGGGAUGAGAGUUCCUGACAAGUUUGUGCUCCUCCGGAACAGAAGCUUUGAGCAGUGCGCGGCCGAGUGCAGCAGUAACUGCUCCUGCACCGCCUAUGCUUACGCCAACUUGAGCAGCAGCGGUGCCAUGGCCGACCAGUCAAGGUGCUUGGUUUGGAAUGGGGAGCUUGUCGACACAUGGAAAAACAUCAACUAUGGCGAGAAGCUGUACCUCCGGCUUGCCAGCCCUCCUGCUAAAACCAAGACCAAUAUAGUAAAGAUUGUAGUCCCGGUUGUAGCAUGCCUGCUGCUACCCACAUGCAUAGCCCUUGUCUGCCUAUGCAAAUUCAAAGGGAAAUGGCAAAAAAGGGAGAUUCAGAAGAAACUGAUGCUAAGAUACUUGAGCACCUCAAAUGAACUUGGAGACAAAAAUGAAGAAUUUCCAUUUGUUAGCUUCGAUGACAUUGUUGCCACAACUGACAAUUUCUCUGACUGCAAUAUGCUUGGAAGAGGAGGCUUUGGCAAAGUUUACAAGAAGAAUGCAAUCAUGCAGGGAAUGUUGAAAGGAGGGAAGGAAGUUGCUGUCAAAAGGCUUAGUCAAGGUUCUGGGCAGGGUAUUGAUGAAUUCAGAAACGAGGUAGUUCUACUUGUCAAACUACAGCACAGGAACCUAGUUAGACUACUUGGUUGCUGUAUUCAUGAAGAAGAGAAGUUACUGAUCUAUGAAUACUUGCCUAACAAAAGCCUGGAUGCCUUCCUGUUUGGUACGCACUGA
Messenger RNA from Miscanthus lutarioriparius, 1812 nucleotides. The record is from the annotation of a GenBank genome assembly. Lineage: Eukaryota; Viridiplantae; Streptophyta; Magnoliopsida; Poales; Poaceae.